Messenger RNA from Lontra canadensis (Northern American river otter), 1983 nucleotides. It is a transcript of the gene LRRC27, whose product is annotated as leucine rich repeat containing 27. Gene Ontology annotation, molecular function: protein binding. The record is from RefSeq and is a predicted model, not a curated record. NCBI's taxonomy places the organism in Eukaryota, Metazoa, Chordata, Mammalia, Carnivora, Mustelidae.
AUGGAAGGAAGCAGCUCCUGCGAGGUCCCCUGGGGCCGGCUGGUCCGGAGAGGCGCUGCUCCAGCUAGGGGCACCCCUGCUCCCCCCUCCAGAGAGGUUCACGAGGGAGCUCAGGGGCUCAUCUUUUCUUCCUCGUCGGUUUUAGACUUGAGUCAAAGUGGUCUUCACCACUUAGGAGAGAUCUUUAAAAUUCCCAGCCUCGAACAACUGCAUCUUCAAAGAAACGCCCUCCGCGAGCUCCCCACAGAUUUCUUCCAGUUGCUGCCGAACCUCACUUGGCUGGACCUCCGCUGCAACAGAAUUAAGGCACUUCCUUCUGGGAUUGGGUCUCACAAGCAUUUGAAAACUUUGCUUUUGGAAAGAAAUCCUAUCAAAAUGUUGCCUGUGGAGCUGGGGAAUGUGACCUCGCUGAAAGCACUGAACCUGAGACACUGCCCGCUGGAGUUCCCCACUCCGCUCGUGGUGCAGAAGGGACUGCGUGCGAUCCUGGCCUAUCUGCAGAUCUACGCUGCGCAGCACUCUGCCCCCCAAGAUUUAACUUCUCAAGUGAUUUCGCCAGUUACAACCAUGAGCCGAAGUGAGCUGCCGCAGCCCUCGUUGUAUUUGUCUGAGGAGGAAACUGCGCCCGACGAGGACGCCAUUCGUUCCCGGGAGGCGUCCUUUUUCCCGCCUGUCGAGAAGCUAGACCCGAGUGAGCUGAGGAGGUCCGCCGACUCCUCGGAAGACUGGCCGGGCGAGGAGGAGAUCAAGCGCUUCUGGAAGCUGAGGCAGGAGAUCGUCGAGCAGGAGCGAGCGGAACUGCUUGAAAACCAGCUCCUACCGCUGGAGCUGCCCCCAAACCUCAGGGCAGCCCUAAACACGAAGGAGAAAGAGCAUUCCAGCCCGAGACACGUGUCGAGCACGGGCCCUCCGAGGGCGAGUGUGCCUCGCCGGGGCUGGGACUGUAGGAAGAAGCUGCCCUCCGUCAGGAGUGUCCCGCCAGCCCUGGCGCCAUCGCUGCAGCGCGCUGGGCUUCCCACCGGGAGGCCCCAGGAGACCAGGACUGCGGCCAUCCGUGAGCACCGGGAGAAGCAGGCGGAGACAGGGCAGCGGAGACGAGACGAGCGAGUGCUGCGGGAGUUGCGGGAGCACGCCCAGACCAGGAGGACGGCGGAGGAGGCGCCGAGCGAGCCCCUGCCUCUGUGGCGGAGUCUGGUGGGCUCAAAGAUUCCCUUUGCCGUGGAUUUGAUAGAUAAUGAGAAAAUGCCAGCAAAUGCAUCUGGAAAAAUGAGGUCAAGCAAAGAGAAGUCGUCAAAAGCAAGUAAAGACAAGAGGCCUGUCCGAGCCGCUGCCUGGAGGGGGAGCAGGUAGCCUCUCUGGCCUCUCGUGGCCUCUCGUGGCCGCACCGUCACUGCGUCGUCACGCGUCGUGACCGCUCCUGAGCCCCGGGACCACAGUUGGCCUGGAGGGAAAAGCAACAUGUUCUCCCCCGUGUUGGCAGAGGAGUUGCUGAGACUUGACGCGACGUGUAAAGUUCUCUCCCUCACCCUUCGUGUCCCCAGCGCCCUCCAAGAGGAGUGUCCGGAAGAAAACCCAAAACAGCAGACCAAAGCACACGAGGGCAGAGGAUGGUUUCAGGGGAUGGAGCCCCUCGAGGAAAUCGGGCCGGCCACACGGGAUUGGGAGGUUGCUAGAGAGCUGCCGGACGACGCGAGGCGCGUGAGUGGGCCGACUUGGACGCGAAGCCCGGGGCUGGGCGCUCUCGCCGGACACCGGCCACUCCGGCCGCCCGCCUCCCGGCCUUGCGGUACGUGGUGUGACCUGAAGUGGUCUGAGUCCGAGGACACCGACAGACACUGCGGAGCGCGGACGCUUGUGCCGGAACCUUCAGUCCCGAGAAGCUGGUUGAGCCGCCCCAGAGCCCUCCGGGGCCCCUUCCACGUGUGUCCGGGGGGUCCGACGCCACCGGGGCUGCCUCUCACGGCCUCGUCUGCGGCUCUUUGA